Molecule: messenger RNA, 2787 nt
Organism: Cuscuta epithymum
Lineage: Eukaryota; Viridiplantae; Streptophyta; Magnoliopsida; Solanales; Convolvulaceae
Source: the annotation of a GenBank genome assembly
CACUUCUCAGUUCUCAUACCCAUCCCUUCCUUACUCGUGUUUUCUCUCGAAAGCUGCAGAGUUUCUUCGAAGAACAAUGGAGGGAAAUAGUGAUGCUAUUCUAUUUAACAACCAUUUCCCCCAACCUUCGGUCAUAUUCUUCUCAAACUGGUGCACAGUUCCAUGUACAUGUGAAUACACAUUAACUUCAAAACGUUAGGUGCUUCCGUCGCAACCAAAUUCGGUGUUUUCUUGAUCUUUUUCCAGUUUGACCAUGAACCUCUCGAUUUUGGAGUCUCAUCUCCUUCACUGCCAGAAUUUCAAGUACUUCUCGCAGAUUCUAUCACAGAUGGUGUCCACUGGGUUCAUUAAAGACACUUAUGCCGCUAGCAGAAUUCUCAAGUUUUCAGCUGAUUCUCCCUUCAUCGGCAUCAAAUACACUGAAAUGAUAUUUGGUCACAUUGAAAAUCCGAAUUGUUUUUCGAUAAACACCAUGAUGAGAGUUUAUGUGCAUCAUUACUUGCCCCAAAAUUCAUUGUUUUUGUAUAAAUCAACAUUGAGAGAUAACUUGUACGUGGAUAAUUAUACGUACCCAAUUCUUUUUCAAGCUAGCAUUCUCCGGUGUUCAAUAUUUGAAGGUAGAGAGUUACACAGUCAUGUCUUCCAAAGGGGUUUCAGAUCAGAUGUCUAUGUUCAUAAUACUUUGAUUAACAUGUACGCUGUGUGUGGACAUAUUGGUGAUGCCAGGAAGGUAUUUGAUGAAAGUCUUGUGUGUGAUUCGGUUUCUUGGAAUUCAAUCUUGGCAGGGUAUGUUCAAGUGGGGAAUGUUGAGGAAGCAAUGCUAAUCUAUGAUCACAUGCCGGAGAAGAAUGUAAUCGCAUCGAACUCUAUGAUCGUGUUGUUAGGUAGGUGUGGCAUGGUGGUUGAGGCUUGUCGUUUGUUUAAUGAAAUGGUUGGCAACGAUUUGGUUUCCUGGACCGCAUUGAUUUCUUGCCAUGAGCAAAAUGGGUUUUAUAGAGAGGCUUGGGAUUGGUUCGUGCGCAUGACUUCCAUUGGGAUUACUAUAGAUGAAGUUGUGGCGGUCAGUGUGCUCUCAGCUUGCGCACAUUUAUUGAUUCUAGAGACCGGAAAAUCAGUACAUGGGAUGGUCACAAAGGUUGGUUUUGAAUCUUAUGUUAAUCUCCAAAAUGCUUUAAUUCAUAUGUACUCUUGUUGCAGUGACGUAAAUUCGGCACAAAACGUGUUUGAUACAAGUAUUCAUUUGAACCAAAUCUCUUGGAACUCAAUAAUUGCUUGUUAUGUGAAGUGUGGAUCAGUAGAAAAAGCCAAGGAGAUAUUUGAUUCUAUGCCUGAGAAAGAUCGUGUCUCGUGGACCACAAUCAUUUCUGGCUAUGCUCAACAUGAUCAGUUUAUAGAGACUUUAGCUUUAUUUCAGGAAAUGCUACAUGGACAGAUUGAGCCUGAUGAGAUAACUUUAGUUAGCGUGGUUUCAGCUUGUGCCCACCUUGCAGCAUUUGAACAAGGCAAAUGGAUUCAUGGGUAUAUAAGGCAAAAAGGCAUUAAGGUUAAUAACAUUCUAGGUACCACUCUUAUUGACAUGUACAUGAAAUGUGGAUGCACAGAGAAUGCAAUGGAGGUUUUCUAUGGAAUGGAAGACGCUGGCGUUUCUUCUUGGAAUGCUCUAAUUCUUGGAUUGGCCAUGAAUGGACAGGUACAAAGAUCUCUUGAAAUAUUUGAAGAGAUGAAGAAAUAUGGAGCAACUCCCAAUGAGGUAACCAUGCUUGCAGUUCUUGGUGUGUGCCGGCAUAUGGGUAUGGUGGAUGAGGGUCGUCAUUAUUUUGGUUCAAUGGUGAAGUUGUACAAUAUUGAACCUAAUUUGAAACACUAUGGGUGUAUGGUUGACUUACUUGGCCGUGCAGGACUGCUUAAAGAAGCUGAAAAGCUUAUUCAGAGCAUGCCUAUGGCUCCUGAUGUUCCCACCUGGGGCGCUUUGCUUGGAGCUUGCAAAAAGCAUGGCGACAGUGAAAUGGGAAAUCGGGUUGGUAGGAAACUUCUUGAGCUUCAGCCCUACCAUGAUGGUUUUCAUGUUAUAUUGUCCAACAUCUAUGCUUCAAAAGGAAACUGGGACAGUGCUCAUGAUGUUAGAGGUGUAAUGUCACAACAUGGCGUGUUCAAAACCCCAGGCUACAGUAUGAUUGAAGCUGAUUGUAUUGUUCAUGAAUCCUUUGCAAGCGACUAGUCUCACACUCGGAUCCAAUAAAAGAUGGAAGUCAUGAUUGGGAUAUUGGAUCUAAGGUGCAUAUAUUAUAUACUCUUGGUAUUGUUAGUAAAUUCGUGGAUGAAUUGAAGUCAACAUGAUGUGCUGAAUUUAAAAUGGUGUUCGACAGUUUGAGUGUUGCGUAGGAUCAAAUUAAAUUCAAAAUGAAAAUUACUUGCUGAUUUCCUUUGCCGAUAAGCAUUGUUGAAUUCAGAUACUUCCACUGAACAGGUGGUGUACUGUGUAUUCUUAUCAAAUGGAGGUAGUCAGGUAGAUACAUUUGUUGAAGACUAUCAAUGAAAGGAGCUUCUUGCUUAAGAGGCCGAUCAUUAGUGAUCAUGUGCUUUGUAAUCGUCCCGUUUUAUAGGAUGAACAACAAAAGGUGCUUCUAUUAGAAUACUAACCGUCACUUAGUAGGGUGUGAAAGCUUUAAUUCCAUGAUAAUGUGUUUCUGUCUGUUUGUCUUAAGUGAAUUUCAAUUGUAUUUAUGCAUUUUCUUUGGAAUGAUAUCUAGGCAUUUUUUUAUUGAUCUAAAUUUAUUUUGAAGUGGA